GUAGGCAAAGCGUCCUGGCAACGGGGAAUGGAACUACACAAAUAUUUAGCAAGCCAGUUAUCUCCACAACACAGAACAAUACGUUACCGGUUUUAUAGUCGAAGUUAAAAUAUGUUUUAUGUUUUAUCACUAUAUUUUUUAUAUUCUUAAGUUAUCGUAUGAAGCGGGAUGGCUAUCAAUAACCCAUCUGUGUUUCUGUUGAUGAUAAACGGACAGAUAGAGGGGGCGAAUUUUCCAGAGUAUGACGACCUGUACUGUAAAUACUGCUUCGUCUACGGACACGACUGGGCUCCCACAUCGGGCCUAGAGGAGGGUAUAUCUCAGAUUACGUCUAAAGGCAGAGACUCUCCUCAAAGAAUGAUCUGGAACUUUCCUCUGGAGAUCACGUUCAAGAGCACCAACCCCUUAGGCUGGCCUCAGAUCGUGGUGAGUGUGUAUGGUCCUGAUACGUUUGGUAACGAUGUGGUCAGAGGAUACGGAGCAACACAUAUCCCCUUCACUCCUGGACAACACACCAGAACCAUCCCGAUGUUUGUUCCUGAAUCCACAUCAAGACUACAGAAAUUCACAAGUUGGCUGCUGGGUCGGCGUCCAGAGUUCACUGAUCCUAAAGUGGUGGCCCAGGGAGAGGGCAGAGAAGUGACCAGGGUUCGUUCUCAGGGUUUCGUUUCUCUCUCCUUCAACAUCGUGACUAAAGACAUGAAGAGACUGGGUUAUGACACCACGCCUACCGAGACCGCCCACACACACACUGCUGCCGCCGGCGUCGGACCGGGAGACCAGCCGUACAGCACGUGACGGACACACACACACUGCUGCCGCCGGCGUCGGACCGGGAGACCAGCCGUACAGCACGUGACGGACACACACACACUGCUGCCGCCGGCGUCGGACCGGGAGACCAGCCGUACAGCACGUGACGGACACACACACUGCUGCCGCCGGCGUCGGACCGGGAGACCAGCCGUACAGCACGUGACGGACAC
Messenger RNA from Coregonus clupeaformis (lake whitefish), 986 nucleotides. It is a transcript of the gene b9d1, whose product is annotated as B9 protein domain 1. The transcript has 7 exons. Lineage: Eukaryota; Metazoa; Chordata; Actinopteri; Salmoniformes; Salmonidae. The coding region runs from base 169 to 798 and encodes 209 amino acids. Gene Ontology annotation, cellular component: MKS complex. Gene Ontology annotation, biological process: cilium assembly. The record is from RefSeq and is a predicted model, not a curated record.